Molecule: messenger RNA, 2837 nt
Organism: Capsella rubella
Lineage: Eukaryota; Viridiplantae; Streptophyta; Magnoliopsida; Brassicales; Brassicaceae
Exons: 2
Coding region: 386-2515 (709 amino acids)
Source: RefSeq, a predicted model, not a curated record
AAAAACCCAAUUUUUAUUUUAUCUUUCAUUUUUCCGAAAAUUUUCUCGAUCGCUGAUCGACGGCGAAAAUCUCGAGCUUUUUUUUUCUCCGGCGAUGGUUGAAUUCGCCGAUUACCCUGAAAUUAACUUUCACUGAAACCCAUAAACCCUAAGUUACUGUAGUCAUUGAAGCUGUUCUUGAUUCCAAAUCUUGCUCAAGAUUCGUUUUUUUUGGGUUACUUUUGGAUUUGAUCUGUUCAAAGUAGUGGAGCAAGAACUUGAAGAGAGAUCUGUUUUUGUAAAUUUUUCCCCAAUUUAUCAAUAAUGAUGAUGAUCUUGCGAGAACGGUGUUAGUUUCCUUUUGCAGAGCUGGUGGUUUUUUGUAUAUUGGCUUGGUUUUUUCUACAUGGAAGCUUACAGAGAGGAAGCUCUGAGAGUGAAACAGAUCGCUGAGAAGAGAUUUGUGGAGAAAGAUUUCACAAGCGCUAGGAGUUAUGCGUUGAAAGCUAGGUCUUUGUUUCCUGAUUUGGAAGGUUUAUCUCAGAUGAUUGCGACGUUUGAAGUUUAUUUAGCGUCUCAGUGUAGGAGUGGUGGUCAAAUUGAUUAUUAUGGGGUACUUGGACUGAAACCGUCGGCUGGGAAAAGAGAAGUGAAGAAACAGUACAAGAAGAUGGCUGUAUUGCUUCAUCCUGACAAGAACAAAUGCAUUGGGGCUGAUGGUGCGUUUCAUCUCAUAUCUGAAGCCUGGAGUUUCUUGUCCAAUGAGUUUAAUAAAAGCACUUUUUAUUACAAAAGAAAGAAGCAUAUCGACUCCACAGUGGUUCAGAAGCACAGCACAGAGUACAUGCCUGGGACUGGGACUACAGUAUUUGAUCGGUGUCCACCAUCUUCAGAAAGGCUUGAUACUUUCUGGACUGUAUGCACCUCUUGCAAAGUUCAGUAUGAGUACCUGAGGAAGUAUGUGAAUAAGAGGCUUUCAUGUAAGAACUGUCGUGGAGCAUUUAUUGCUGUAGAAACUGGUCCAGCUCCUGUUAGUGCGCCAUUUCAUUACACGCCUCCAUCUCAUGCACCUCCUUCUCAUGCCCCUUCAUCUCAUGCCCCUUCAUCUCAUGCUCCUCCAAGUAAUGGCUAUGGCACACAUGGUUAUGAUGCUAUGUCACGCAUGCCCACCAACUCAACAUAUUUCUUAGGCCACUAUCCUGGACAAGGACAUGGAUAUGAUUAUGGUACCAAUGGUUCAUAUGAAUGGACCUCAUACGCUGGAACUACUUCCCCAGGGAAUCUGGAUUUGAAGCGUGUGUCCUCAGUGUCCAAUGGGUAUCCUUAUAAGCACAGCAGCUCAGUAGUCAGCACGGGGAUAAAAAAAGUCAAAGAUGGUUCUAAUGGGACAUGUUCGCUGAAAAGCUCAUCAGGGGGUUUGAUAUAUCCUAAUCCGCCAAGCAUGUCUGCUCACGGGACUGCAAAUAAGAUUGGCAGACCUGGGAAGAAGAGCAAAGUUUUUCUGGAAGCUGCUGCCAAUGGAUUUGUUGAGAACCCUCUGAAAUCUGUCUCAGUAUCAAAGACAACGAAUGCGGAUGGCAAAAUGGAUCAAGAUUACAAACUUCAUCUCCAAAGUAGUGGCUCAUCCAGACGGUGGUCUGCUGCAUCAGUAAUGGAUACACGGAAGCCCUUACUUCAAAAGGCCAAAUCAGACAUUAAGCAAAGAUUGGAGACCAUGAGAUUAGCUUCAGAGGCAGCAGCGGCUGCAGAGGUUGCGACACCCCUUGAUGAAAAAGCUGUUAUCUCCUGUAAGUUGGGAGAUGUUACGGGGCGCAAAAAUAACGGGCCAAUAACUGUUCCAGACUCUGACUUCCACGAUUUUGAUAAAAACAGAUCGGAGGAAUCCUUUGAGCCAAGGCAAAUAUGGGCAAUUUAUGAUGAAGAUGAUGGUAUGCCACGCCUAUAUUGUGUCGUUAGGGAAGUACUCUCCGUUCAACCCUUUAAGAUUGACAUUGCCUACUUAAGCUCCAAAACCGACAUCGAGUUUGGGUCAAUGAAAUGGGUACAAUACGGGUUUACAAAGUCAUGUGGGCAUUUCAGGAUACGAAACUCUGACAUAGUUGACCACAUAAACAUCUUUUCGCAUCUUUUGAAAGGCAAGAAGACAGGGAGAGGUGGUUGUGUUCGAAUCUUCCCCACAACUGGGGAGAUUUGGGCUGUCUACAAGAACUGGUCACUAAACUGGGACGGAUCAACCCCGGACGAAGUGAGGCACCAGUAUGAAAUGGUCGAAAUCCUAGAUGAAUAUACUGAACAGUAUGGUGUGUGCAUUGCCCCUCUUGUUAAACUUGAGGGCUACAAAACUGUAUAUCACAAGAGCACCAGGGAAGAUGAUAGUAAGAAGUGGAUACCUAGGUGCGAGAUGUUGCGAUUCUCACAUCAAGUGCCAUCCUGGUUUAUUAAAGAUGCAACCAACGGCUUUCCCGGAAACUGUUGGGACUUAGAUCCAGCUGCAAUCCCCGAGCAGCUGCUUCACAUCGGAGCAGGAACCAAUUAAUUUCAGUGACCCUAUAAGAGAAAGAGGGUUUCAGAUUGAGACCAAGUGUAGUGUAAGAGUUGUUGUUGUUGUUGUAUCAGCCAAGAAUGGACAAGAUUGUGGAGUUUUAUGAAGGAAUGUUAAACACACAAAACCAUUCUGUUUGGUCACUGAAGCUGUUGUAUUAGGCAAUGUUCAAGAGUAAGCAAAGCAUAGUUUGACUUUUGUUUGCUCCUUCUCUUUUUCUUUUUUUACCAUUCUGUAUUCGUUUCUUUGUUGACCUUAGUGAUGACAGAAUUUUUACAAGUAGAGUUAUAAAUGUAGCAAUUAUCUUUCCAUUUCU